Molecule: messenger RNA, 3545 nt
Organism: Sceloporus undulatus (fence lizard)
Lineage: Eukaryota; Metazoa; Chordata; Lepidosauria; Squamata; Phrynosomatidae
Gene: PRKRA
Product: protein activator of interferon induced protein kinase EIF2AK2
Exons: 8
Source: RefSeq, a predicted model, not a curated record
ACUGGAAACAAGGGAGAGGAGGGAAUAGGCCAGAGAGGGAAAGGGAGAGGCUUCCUGGCCAGGAGGAGAUGGAGGAGGCGGUGGCUGGAGGAGAAGGGGAAGGGGACGGGGUGGAGGAGCCCCAGCCUCUCCCAGCCCCCGAUGACCCUGCUGGAGACCAUGCAGAGCCAGGGGAGACCAAGCAGAGGACUGUCAGCUUGGAGGAAAUCAUUGCAGCCAAACCAGGGAAAACACCAAUUCAGCUGUUACAUGAAUAUGGCACAAAGGCUAACCUCAAUCCGGUAUAUGAAUGUGAAAAGGCUGAGGGACAAGUCCAUAUGCCGGUCUUCACCUAUAAAGUCACCAUAGGUGACGUAACUGGAACAGGAGAGGGUCCCAGCAAGAAAAUUGCAAAGCAUAGAGCCGCUGAAGCUGUACUGAACAUUUUGAAAGGCAACUCAAAUAUUUGUAUUCUAUGCCAGACACUUAGUCCCUGAACCUGUCGUCAACCACGGAAUCAGAUCAAUCCUAUAGGACUACUCCAGGAGCUGGCUAUUCAGAAAGGUUGGAGACUUCCAGAAUAUUCACUGGCACACGAGACAGGCCCAGCUCACAAGAGAGAGUUUACAAUGACUUGCAGAAUGGAAGCCUUUGUGGAAACAGGGAUGGGGACAUCCAAAAAAUUAGCUAAACGAAAUGCUGCUGAGAAAUUACUUGACAAAUUCCAGAGUUUUUCUGGGGAUAAUAUCACUGUUUCCUUAGCGAAUGAACAAAGUCAUCAUUUGGGAUGCACAUGGGAUACCUUAAGGACCUCCUCUGGAGAAAAAAUUAGUUUGCUGAAAAUAAGCCCCCUCAGUAUUCCGAACACAGAUUAUGUCCACCUCCUUGAAGAAAUUGCGGACGAACAAGGUUUUAAUACAACGUAUUUGAAUAUAGUGGAACUGAGUGUGAAUGGACAAUUCCAAUGUCUUGCAGAACUUUCAACCAAUCCAAUCACUGUUUGCCACGGGACUGGAAUCUCCUGGGGCAAUGCCCACAACGAUGCUGCUCAUAAUGCACUACAGUAUUUAAAAAUCAUGGCUGGAAGGAAAUAAACUUCAAGCAAAAGGAAAUAUUUUAGAGACAGACAUAAUUUAAAGGGAUAUAUCUAUCCAAGCUGAACAGUUUCCAAAUUACUGGGACUGUUUUUUUAAAGUCACAUCACAAAAUCCAUGUAAUUAUGCAUUAGAAUGAAACAAUAAUUUAAAUCUGUUAUUGCAGGGUUUUCAUUUUGGAUAGCUAGACUCAGGAAGCGCAGAUACUUGCAAAGCUGCAGGCAUGGAGAAAGACUUUGGCUGGCAUUCCUCCUUGGUGAAUUACAGUGACACAAGUCAGACUUCCACCAUUGCGGCUUACUUUUUGCUCACUGCAGAAUUUUCCACCAAUUGUGCUAUGACCCAUCCACCAGUCAAGGGUUCAGCCCAGAACUGAGUGCAAAACAGUGGCAUCAUCUAUAUCCAACAAUUGGCUUUUGCUGUACCUCCAAGCUGUAGGAAAAUAGCAGGGCACUCAUCUUCUGCUUCUCAUCCUAUCUGCCAACUAAAAAUAAGUGGAUUUGGUGGGCGGGGUUGCAGAUGAGAAGAGGUGGGCUUUAGUGGGGAAGGAUUUGUUCAGGCAAGCAUCCCAGUUGUGUCUUGUAGCUACAGUACAUCCCCCAAUGCAGGAUUGCAGCCAUAGUAUUGCGUUUCCCAGGGUUGUUGGAUUAGCCUUCUCAGGGCCAAGGUAGGCAUUUCUUCAAACUAGAGAUGCAAAGAAGAUAGAUUUUCUCAUAGUUUUCCAGAACAAGAUCAGCAAAGGGUUUGAUGAUUGUUUAACAGUUGUGGUGACUAAAAAUCUCCUUUUCUUUCCUGAACUGAGUUGCUGAAAUGAGGAUAGGGAGAAAUCAGGAGAUUUUUGUGUGAAAAUAUUUGUGUACAGUUUCUGUUAUUAUUAUUAUUAACCUUUAUUUAUAAAGCGCUGUAAAUUUACACAGCGCUGUACAUACAAUCUUUUUAAUUGGACGGUUCCCUGCCCUCUGGUACUGAAAGCGAAUUUCCAGUGAUGUAGACUCAAGUCAAUUGACUCAGACUCAAGUCGGACUCAAGUCACUUCAGUGACUUAAUUUGGAUUCGACUCAGCAAUAAAUGAUGCAGUGAUUCCACUCACGACGUGUAUACUUUUAGUGACUGAUUUGCUGGUCUAACUUCAUCCACAAAUGUUACAAAAUAUAAAAUGGCUUUCUUUUGAACAAUGCUUCCAUCUUUUCCCCUACUGGUCAUAAAAUGGAAGCUGUACUUUACAUUUGCCAUGCAGGAAAACCUCGCUUCCUGUAGACCCCUGCCUCAAACCCAUUGCCUAAAGCAUUUGCUGUUUCCCUGAAAAAUGUGCCUCAUUAUGGGGGUGUCUUGCCUAAUGUUCCUACAAAAAGCUUGGAUGUGCAGUGAGAACAGGCUACAUUUUUCUAAAGUGAGCUCUUGAUAAAUUUAUUUUUACCUGACUUUUUGCACAUCUUGAUUUUCUAAUUUUUCUGAAACUCCAUACAAAACACACAUACCCCAUCACCACCUCCUUUUCCUUCUAUUAAAGUUGCUCACAGGUUUGAGACUUGACUUGAAAGUAUCUUGUAAGGACUUGAGAGAGACUUGAACAAAGAAACCUGAGACUUGAUUUGAGACUUGGAGUAAAAGACUUGAUUACAUGACUGCAAAUUUCUGGUGUGAUUGUGUGCUUGCUCAGCAAUGCUGUGUUUAUCUUCUUCGCUAACUCUAGCUGGUGGGCCUCAGGGGUCUAGUGAAAUACAAAACUGAUCCCACAACUCUUUAAGAUCUGCUGGCCCUACUCAGGAUGACUGGUAGUUUUUGUACCAGUGAGGUGAUGAAUCCAUGCUCAGUUUUAGACUACUUUGUGGGAGCUAUCCUGGGUUCUGGGCCCUAUUUCCAAAAUAUGUUCAUCACCUUGGGUAACUCCUUUGAAGCUAUGACUAAAACAUAGAGCAGAUUCACUGUCCCACUAUCCCUGCUCUAAACAAGAAGUUCCCCUUGUUCCAAAGCAAAUGUGUGCUUACCUCUCUUCCAUAGCAUCACAAUGAGAAAUAACAAUGUUACUAGAUGCUAUGGAGAAAGAGGUAGCUAGAAGCUCCAAGUUAUACAGACAGUCAAACAACUUAAUGAAUGUGGCUAGAAUAAUGUCUGCUGUGGUACUCAGCCUAGCUCCCAAUGGCCAGGAGCCAGACUUCUGAUCUCUACCUGCUCUGAUCCUUACUUGCUGACUUUGCUGCAACACAGGUAGGACUAUUGCCCUGCAGGUACUGGUGGACUGCAACUCCCAGCAUUCCUCAAUAUUGCCUAUGCUAUUUGGGGCUGAAGGAUCAUUUCUAUCCCUGCCUUACAUUUUCUUUCUACAACUUGUAUUUAAUGACUGAAUUAAAGUCAAGGAGGAAAAGGAUAUGUUGGAAUUAGAUUAAACUGCACAGAGGAAAAAUGUGUGACAGAAACGGGUUAUCUUUGGGAUUUACACUGAUAAUAAAAAUUGAACUUGGGCAGCAUUUA